Molecule: messenger RNA, 1559 nt
Organism: Raphanus sativus (radish)
Lineage: Eukaryota; Viridiplantae; Streptophyta; Magnoliopsida; Brassicales; Brassicaceae
Product: NAC domain-containing protein 35
Exons: 3
Coding region: 217-1461 (414 amino acids)
Biological process (GO): regulation of DNA-templated transcription
Molecular function (GO): DNA binding
Source: RefSeq, a predicted model, not a curated record
CUCUCUCGUUUGGUCACAACUCAUAGAAACGACAACGUUUCAUUCCUAUAUAUCUUCCUUGCUUCUCCUCCUCUUAUCUCUACUCAACACCACUCAGUUCAUCUCUCUUUUUCUCUUCCAUUGUUUUACUACAAAAACCAACAAACCCUUAAUCUUGUUUUCAUCUUUAUCUCAAUCCACAUGCAUACACAUAUACACAUAUAGUCUCUUUUACAUAUGGCAAUGGUAUCCUCCACAACAAGCACUAUCACCAUGAGUAACCAAGUCAACAACGACAGUGAAAAAUGUAUAGAAGAAGAUGGUUAUAGACACGAGAAUCAUGCCCAAAAUGAUGAUGAAGCUGAUGAUCAUGAUCAUGAAAAAAUCAUGCCUGGAUUCCGGUUCCACCCCACCGAAGAAGAACUCAUAGAGUUUUACCUUCGCCGUAAAGUGGAAGGCAAACGCUUCAAUGUAGAACUCAUCACAUUCCUCGAUCUUUAUCGCUAUGAUCCUUGGGAACUUCCGGUGAUGGCGGCAAUAGGAGAGAAAGAGUGGUACUUCUAUGUGCCAAGAGAUCGGAAGUAUAGAAAUGGAGAUAGACCAAACCGAGUUACGACUUCAGGAUAUUGGAAAGCCACCGGAGCUGAUCGGACGAUCAGAUCAGAGAGCGCUCGGCCUAUCGGGUUAAAGAAAACCCUAGUCUUUUACUCCGGUAAAGCCCCUAAAGGCACUCGUACCAGUUGGAUUAUGAAUGAGUAUCGUCUCCCUCACCAUGAAACCGAGAAAUAUCAAAAGGCUGAAAUAUCAUUGUGCCGAGUGUACAAAAGGCCAGGAGUAGAAGACCAUUCAUCCUUACCACGCUCUCUAUCCACAAGACAUCAUAACCAUACCUCAUCAUCAUCCCUCUUGGCCUUAAGACAACAACAACAACAACACCAUUCAUCCUCCUCCAAUCAUUUAGACAACAACAAUCUUGAGAAGCUCUCAACCGAAUAUUCCGGCGACGGUAGCACCAUAACCACCAUAAACAGAAAUUCUGACGUCAAUCAAACCAUUUAUAAUCCACUAACCACCACCAUACCUUUAGCCAAUCAAAACAUUUAUCAUCCACUGCCUUAUGGUGCAAGCAACACACCAAUGAUCUCUACAAGUAAUAAAGAAGAUGAUGAAACCGCAAUUGUUGAUGAUCUUCAAAGGCUCGUCAACUACCAAAUAUCUGAUGGAGGUAGUAACAUCAAUCACCAAUACUAUCAAGUCGCUCAACAGUUUCAUAAUCAACAACAACUAAACGCAAACGCGUUGCAAUUGGUUGCGGCGGCAACUACAGCGGCGCUGGCGCCUCAAACGCAGGCGGCGUUAGCGAUGAGCAUGGUCCCUGCAGGGACGACUCCAAACACUGCUUUGUGGGAUCUGUGGAAUCCACUACUACCAGAUGGAAACAGAGAUCACUAUACUAACGCUCUUUUCGAGGAAUUUAAUUAGAUCUUGAAUACUAUCAAUUGCAUAAUAAUUUUGCUUCGUAAUAUAUAUACUCAUGAUUUAUUUCAAACAAGGUAUUAUAGCUAGACUAUGAUUGAUUA